Molecule: messenger RNA, 1122 nt
Organism: Henningerozyma blattae CBS 6284
Lineage: Eukaryota; Fungi; Ascomycota; Saccharomycetes; Saccharomycetales; Saccharomycetaceae
Gene: PTC7
Product: type 2C protein phosphatase PTC7
Exons: 2
Coding region: 1-1122 (373 amino acids)
Source: RefSeq, a predicted model, not a curated record
AUGUUUUGCUCAAGUUCUUUAAGACCUCUAAGAGGAUCAAUAACAUCUGUUUAUAAAAUAUCUAAAAUAUCAUCACAUUCUGCAACAAAGUUACUAAUAAAGCGAACUUUUGUUAACGGAUCUUGGACAACAUACAAUAAAUCGUACUCCAACUAUAACAGCAGCAAUAAUAGCAAUAGUAAUGAUGGCGGAAGUUCCAAUUCAAAUUACACACAUCAUCACCAAUUACAAGACACCCCAAAUAAUACUUUUAGCUACAACACUUCCGUAGCUUAUCAGCCAAAAGAUAGGGAAGAUCAAAUAUACAAAAAACUUAUAGCAUCCAAGAAAUCGCCAACUGGAGAAGAUAACUUAUUUAUCAAUUGUUCAAGUCUAAAUGACGAGGUAUUUGCCGCAGUAGCAGAUGGGGUUGGUGGAUGGGCAGAAUAUGGGUUCGAUUCUUCAGCUAUAUCAAGAGAAUUGUGUGAAAACUUAAAUGUAUUUUCUAAUAGUUUUUUUCAAUUACAAACCACAAAUGCUGUGACAAAGGCACCUAAGGAACUAUUGGAUCUUGCAUAUUUAAAAACAAAGAAAGAUGGAAUUGUAGAGAUUGGCUCAACAACCGCACUAGUUGCUCAUUUAGAUCCAAAAGGGUGUCUACAAAUCGCGAAUUUAGGUGACUCUUGGUGUGGUGUGUUUAGAGAUAACAAAUUAAUCUUUCAAACUGAAAAUCAGCUAUUAGGCUUUAAUACACCAUUCCAACUGUCAAUUAUUCCUGACUCUUUCCUGAAAGCCAGAAAUCAAAAUAAAAAUUCUUAUAUCCAAAAUUUGCCAUCGGAUGCAGAUGAAUAUUCCUUUCAAUUAAAACCUAACGAUAUUGUAAUUUUGGCAACUGAUGGGGUUACUGACAAUAUUGCUACUGGUGACAUUGAGCUGUACUUAAAAGACAAUUACGACAAUAAACAAUUAAAUAACAAAGAAUUGCAAGAUUUAACUUCGAAGCUGGUUCAGAAUAUCGUUAAAAUUAGUAAAGAUGAAAAUUUCCCCAGCGUCUUUGCACAAGAAUAUACAAAUUAUACGGGUGUUCCCUGCAAAGGUGGUAAACAAGAUGAUAUAACAAUGAUCCUUAUCAGAGUUAAUUAA